This is a messenger RNA of Baudoinia panamericana UAMH 10762, 1239 nucleotides long. RefSeq lists its product as uncharacterized. Bases 1 to 1239 code for a protein of 412 amino acids. The record is from RefSeq and is a predicted model, not a curated record. Lineage: Eukaryota; Fungi; Ascomycota; Dothideomycetes; Mycosphaerellales; Teratosphaeriaceae. The transcript is spliced from 2 exons.
AUGGCAGCUAGCUCGCCUUGCAGCGCUUUCUCACCCUCCAUCAUCCUCGCUUCUAACCCUCGCCUCCACCUUCCAGGAAGCACGGAUCCACCAUCCGAAGCCAAUCCGCCCACGCAAAAGGUAUGGCUUGUCUUUGGCGCAACCGGCCAGAUUGGUCGGUCGUUGGUGAAGACUGCUUUGCUUCAUGGCGACAAUGUCGCAGCUGUGGGGAGGACGCUGGAGAACACCAUGGCGCAAAUGCAGGGCUGGCAUGAGCGAUGCUUGGGCCUGCUGUGCGAUGUCCGAGUGCGGGAUACAGUGAAAGCAGCACUGGACCGUACCAUAGCGCAUUUCGGAAGGGUGGACAUUAUUGUGAAUUGUACUGGGUACGGCGUAAUUGCCGCCUGCGAGGAUCAAGACACCUGCGACUUGCGCUCCCAGUUCGAAACCAACUUCCUUGGCACCCUGAAUAUCAUCCAGUUGUCCUUGCCGUACUUUCGAGCCCAAUCUGUCAAACGGAAGGAUCCUGAACGGGAGAACGCAGGCCGCUACCUUAUCUUCAGCUCCACUUCCGGCGCCCUAGGCGUGCCCGGUCUCGGGCCGUAUUGCGCGACCAAGUAUGCUACAGAGGGUCUGAUCGAGAGCAUGCUCUACGAGAUCGACGCUUUCGGCAUCAAGGCUACACUGGUGGAACCGGGACACGUACGGUUGGAUGAGCCCACAGGCUUAGACGACAAAGCCCUGGACGCCUCAAUAUCAAACGUAGGUGCUGCGCAUAAGCUUAAGCGGUACGGACACUUUCUCGUCAAGAAGCCGUCACCACCAUACGACACGGAGACCGCGCCAGCCGGUCACGCAAGGCGUGUCGUGCAAUGGCUGGCCGACAGGCAGCCCUCGUCGGCUGUCAAGUCGGCGGAGUUGGUUUGGCAGCUGGGUCACUGUCGGUAUCCGCCGCUCCGACUGUUGCUGGGUAGCUUCGCAGUGGAGAGCGUGCGAGAUAGGCUGCGCAGUGUCAUCGAGGAAAUCGAGGACUGGAAGUACCUCAAUUUCCCGGUUGCUGGCGAGGAGAACGGGGUCAACGGGAAGGGCAGGAAAGGCAAUGAUAAAGGUGAUGCGGCUAAUGAUGACGAAGACGCGAGAGGCGAAGGUGCGGAGGCCGAAAUGGAUGUCGAUGUCGACGAUGCAGAAGGCGAAGAGGACGCUAAUGCAGGCGCUGACUAUGACGCUGGCGACGACCCUCAGACCGAAGAAGACGGAUAA